UAGGCUACCCCAACCACCAAGCAUCAACAGGAAGCUAAAUUGAGGGCAAAUGCCCCCAAUAUAUAAAAUAUAGGCCAAAAUAUUGUCGAAAAAACGCGACAUUGUGCCUUUAACUAUUAUCUCCGUAAACAUGGGCUAACUGGUUCACUCUAGUGUGAAAUGUAAUAAGAAAUGUGUAACUGAAAUAUUUAUCCUCACGUUUCUCCAAUAUUUGAUGAUUCUUGAUAUAUUUUUACAAUUACAAUAUGCUAAAUAUCACGUAUUAUGGCUUUCCACUUUACUACUUACUUACUUUUCACACAUACAAAAUCUGUUGGAGUAUACUUUCAUAGUUUACAUGAACUAUCUAUUGGGCAGUUUUGUAAGAAAGAAUUGUUUUGUACAAAUUGGGGGUUUGUUGAAGGCUCACUUUUAGGGCAGAGUUAUUUUAACAUUUAUGAUGUGUAACGUUGUGCCAUCAUGGUGCACCCAAGAAGCACUGACAAAGACAGGAACUGCCAGAAUAUUGGCUGACAUGCUUCAGUCAAACAGUAGAUACAUUCACAACAUGUGGUGUGUUAUAUAUAUACAUAGUGGCAUAUUGUAACCAACAACAUGACAUCUGGUCUAUUGUCAAGGGUAUUCGUUCUGUUGUGUACAUUGUUGCUACUUGUUACUGCGUAGACUGUGAUACAAUGUGUGCAAAUCGGUUCUCUGAUUUGUGAUGAUACAAUAUGUGUACAUCCGUCCUCUGAUAUGUAAUGAUACAAUAUGUGUACAUCCGUCCUCUGAAUGGUGAUUCUGAGAGCUGGUGAUGGUUGUUUCCAGUUUACAUGGCCCACACUCCCAGCCUAGUUUCUUUGGUAUGUACUGCUAGCACUCAGUUUAAGGCCAGCACCCAGUGUAAGGUCAGCACUCAUUGUUCUGCCAGCGAUCAGUGUAAGGUCAGCACUCUGUGUUCUGCCAGCGAUCAGUGUAAGGCCAGCACUCUGUGUUCUGCCAGCGAUCAGUGUAAGGCCAGCACUCUGUGUUCUGCCAGCGAUCAGUGUAAGGUCAGCCCUUACUGUAAGGCCAGCACCCAGUGUUCUGCCAGCGAUCAGUGUAAGGCCAGCACUCUGUGUUCUGCCAGCGAUCAGUGUAAGGUCAGCCCUUACUGUAAGGCCAGCACUCAGUGUUCUGCCAGCGAUCAGUGUAAGGUCAGCACUCUGUGUUCUGCCAGCGAUCAGUGUAAGGCCAGCACUCUGUGUUCUGCCAGCGAUCAGUGUAAGGUCAGCACUCUGUGUUCUGCCAGCGAUCAGUGUAAGGCCAGCACUCUGUGUUCUGCCAGCGAUCAGUGUAAGGUCAGCCCUUACUGUAAGGCCAGCACCCAGUGUUCUGCCAGCGAUCAGUGUAAGGUCAGCCCUUACUGUAAGGCCAGCACCCAGUGUUCUGCCAGCGAUCAGUGUAAGGUCAGCCCUUACUGUAAGGCCAGCACCCAGUGUUCUGCCAGCGAUCAGUGUAAGGCCAGCACUCUGUGUUCUGCCAGCGAUCAGUGUAAGGCCAGCACUCUGUGUUCUGCCAGCGAUCAGUGUAAGGCCAGCACUCUGUGUUCUGCCAGCGAUCAGUGUAAGGUCAGCACUCUGUGUUCUGCCAGCGAUCAGUGUAAGGUCAGCCCUUACUGUAAGGCCAGCACCCUGUGUUCUGCCAGCGAUCAGUGUAAGGCCAGCACUCUGUGUUCUGCCAGCGAUCAGUGUAAGGCCAGCACUCUGUGUUCUGCCAGCGAUCAGUGUAAGGCCAGCACUCUGUGUUCUGCCAGCGAUCAGUGUAAGGCCAGCACUCUGUGUUCUGCCAGCGAUCAGUGUAAGGUCAGCCCUUACUGUAAGGCCAGCACUCUGUGUUCUGCCAGCGAUCAGUGUAAGGCCAGCACUCUGUGUUCUGCCAGCGAUCAGUGUAAGGCCAGCACUCUGUGUUCUGCCAGCGAUCAGUGUAAGGUCAGCACUCUGUGUUCUGCCAGCGAUCAGUGUAAGGUCAGCACUCUGUGUUCUGCCAGCGAUCAGUGUAAGGCCAGCACUCUGUGUUCUGCCAGCAAUCUGUAA
Molecule: messenger RNA, 2054 nt
Organism: Haliotis rubra (blacklip abalone)
Lineage: Eukaryota; Metazoa; Mollusca; Gastropoda; Lepetellida; Haliotidae
Product: cysteine-rich, acidic integral membrane protein-like
Exons: 7
Coding region: 813-2054 (413 amino acids)
Source: RefSeq, a predicted model, not a curated record